Messenger RNA from Solea senegalensis (Senegalese sole), 3819 nucleotides. It is a transcript of the gene tbx5a, whose product is annotated as T-box transcription factor 5a. The record is from RefSeq and is a predicted model, not a curated record. The coding region runs from base 443 to 2020 and encodes 525 amino acids. Gene Ontology annotation, cellular component: nucleus. The transcript is spliced from 9 exons. NCBI's taxonomy places the organism in Eukaryota, Metazoa, Chordata, Actinopteri, Pleuronectiformes, Soleidae. Gene Ontology annotation, molecular function: RNA polymerase II cis-regulatory region sequence-specific DNA binding; DNA-binding transcription factor activity, RNA polymerase II-specific. Gene Ontology annotation, biological process: cell fate specification; cardiac left ventricle formation; pattern specification process.
AAGAGAAAGAGAGAGAGGAGGUGGAGAGAAGGAGGUGACGGACCUGCUCCUCUGGGACUCGGCUGUUUCUUACUGCUCGGUGCUAUCAGCGGGAUCUGCUCACAAAAACCGUCCAGGACUGAAAUCAGGCUCCGAGGAGAGGUUUCCUCUGUCACUGAGCUCCGCGAGGAUCUCCACGCUCGCUCACUGCUGCCUGCGCUUGUAGGAAAACGUUGUGGGAGUUAAAUGUGGAGAGAGCGGGAUUCAUGGAGGAUCUGCUGUGCGGCUUCAUCGACCACAACCGCCUGGAUUAUCCGAUUUGAGACGUUUUGAGAGCAUCAUUACACCAGUUUGAACAGAAAAAAGGGCGACGAUUCUCUAUCGUGCAUCGCUGUGUUCCACCCCAGAUUGCGACGUGGUUUUGUUUUAGCUGGGGGCGGUGUAGUUUUCAAGAGAUCCGGUCAUGGCGGACCAAGAGGAGACUUUUGGUCUCCCAAACUCUCCUGGUGGCUCUGAUUCGAGGGAAGCGCAGAGCGAGAAUAAAUCCGAGAAACAGAACGGAACCUCAAGCAAAUCCCCGUCAUCACAGACAACCUACAUCCAGCAGGGAAUGGAGGGAAUAAAGGUCUAUCUGCACGAGAGGGAACUGUGGAUGAAGUUUUACGAGGUGGGGACAGAGAUGAUCAUCACCAAAGCAGGAAGGCGAAUGUUCCCCAGCUUCAAAGUGAAGGUCACGGGACUGAACCCCAAAACUAAAUAUAUUCUCCUGAUGGAUGUCGUCCCUGCGGACGAUCACCGAUACAAAUUCGCCGACAAUAAAUGGUCUGUGACCGGGAAGGCUGAGCCCGCUAUGCCCGGGAGGCUCUACGUUCACCCGGACUCUCCCGCCACGGGGGCGCAUUGGAUGAGGCAGCUCGUCUCUUUCCAGAAGCUCAAACUGACCAACAACCACCUGGACCCGUUCGGACACAUCAUCUUGAAUUCGAUGCACAAAUAUCAGCCGCGGAUCCACAUCGUGAAGGCGGACGAAAAUAACGGCUUCGGCUCCAAAAACACGGCCUUCUGCACUCACGUCUUCCCCGAGACCGCCUUCAUCGCGGUCACGUCCUACCAGAACCACAAGAUAACCCAGCUGAAGAUUGAGAACAACCCCUUUGCAAAAGGGUUCCGUGGAAGCGAUGACAUGGAGCUGCACAGGAUGUCCAGAAUGCAAAGUACAAAGGAGUAUCCAGUGGUGCCUCGCAGCACAGUGAGGCAGAGAGUGGGCUCCAGCCAGAGCCCGUUCAGUGGGGAGGUCCAGGGCAUGGGCACCCCAAGCUCCUUGAGCUCCCAGUACUCCCAGUGCGAGAACGGGGUCACGAGCACCUCACAGGACAUGUUGCCCCAGUCGGGCUCUUACCCUGUGCCGCAUGAGCACAGUCAGGACUACCACUGCAUCAAGAGGAAAGUCGAGGACGACUGUCACUCAGGCGAGCACACCUAUAAGAAAGCCUACCUGGAGAGCUCGUCCAGUGAAGAGGACCAUUACUACCGUCCUGUCAGUUACACCCAGAGCCUCGGCCUGGCCGGCGGGCCCUACCGCAGUGAAGCCAACCAGCGGCAGGCGUGCAUGUAUGCCAGCGCGUCACAGGGCGCAGAGCCUGUUCCCAGCUUGGAGGACAUCAGCUGCAACACAUGGGCCGGCGUCUCGCCCUAUGGGAGUUGCUCCGUCACCACCAUGCAGUCGAUGGAGAGGCUGCCCUACCAGCACUUCUCUGCUCACUUCACCUCAGGGUCCCUGGUGUCCAGACUUGGCGGGGUUGGGGGCCACGCCUCGCCGCAGCUGGGUGACGGCCACCAUGCAGCCAUGUACCAGAGCUCCAUGGCCCACCAGACUCUGGGCCGCCAGUGCAGCCCCGGUGCUGGGAUCCAGUCGCCAACAGGCAGCCUACAGGGAAAUGAGUACUUGUACACACACGGCAUCCCACGUACUUUAUCGCCACACCAGUACCACAGUGUGCAUAGUGUCAGCAUCAUGCCAGAGUGGAAUGAGAACAGCUAAGAGAAAGCUGAAAGGAAGAAAACAAAAACAAAAAAAAGGACCAAAAUAAGGCAGGGUUUUAGAUAACUUCAUAUUUAUAUUUUUUAGAGAUGCAACAGUGGACAUUUGUGAGACAAGCAUCGCCUCACUAAACUUGUCGUGAUAGCAUCUGCACUUAUAAGAAAGCAACAUAAGUAUGAACAAAGAUGACAUGGACCGUAAAAUCUUACACAAAGACUUUCCACAAAGUGAAGUCAAAGAGGAAACAGUGGAAAUGCAGACACUGACCAGGAGGAGAAAAUGCUUCAGUCUCCCAGUUUAUAAUGCUAUCAUGCAGAGGAGUUCUUUGUGGAUGUUUCAGAGAUGAGAGAAAAUGCUUUCAUCAUACAGACUCUUCUCUUCUAUCCAUGUCCCAAAUUGAUGUAAAAAAAAAAAGGACAUUGUCUUCUGCUACUUUAGCUUUAGUUCUCAGUUUAUGUCUCUUUUAUUGUAGUUUACAACUUACUUUGUAGUAAAAUUGCUUUUUUUUAAUGAAUAAUCAAAAGAGAGCCUUUGUUGUGGCUCUUUGGUAACUUUGCAUGCUCUUACAUCUGUUAAAUUAUUUGGAUUCAUCCAUCCAUCCAGAAAAGCUGGAAUACGGGGAAGUAAAAUUAUAGCAGACUGCUCAAUUAACCAUUUUAACAUCAUGAUGCCUUCAAUCCAAUAAUUAUGUGUUGGGGCUUGCAAAAAUAAAAAAAUGUUUGUGUUACUAUGUAUAACAUUAUUAUGUCUGGUUAUAGUUAUCAGUCACAGCUGUCCCAAUCCAUUCAUCAAUACAGAUAUGUACUGGUGGUGGCCAGAAACACAACUUGAGGGAUGAAAACAACAUAAAUGUUUCUCUGUGUCAGCUAAAGUGUAAAUGGGUGUACGUCAGACUGAGUGUUUGUUGAGUUCCUCUGCCCUCAAGUGGCCAAAAUAAAGUCAUUCAAAGUCAUUUUUAUUUAAUCAUCUGCAGUAUGUAAUGCUAUAUGCACUUACUCUGGAUGGUACGGAGAAUAGUACUCAUUGAAUCCAUAGUAGUCACAGUGGACAUUGGUGAAAUCCUGAUGUGUAUGGGAGAAAUAAAAAUUAAAAAAAUUUUCUAACAAAAAAUAUUUCAAAUGUUUUGCUCCUAUGGUUCAGGUUUGGUUUUUGGUAAAACUGGCUGUUUGCAAUUGAUAAACAGAGCAUGAAAAACCUCCAUAAAAUCUGUUUUAUGAUGCACUUGUUGACAACGUCAGACCCAAAAAUAACAAUACAAUGGGACCCAUCAAUAUAUAAAAGUGGAAUCGUUUCAAAAGGAAAACAAGUGUCAAAGCUUCCCUCAAAAUGUACAAGCAAAAGGAAAAUUAUUGUGCACGAUAUUUGUUGCUUUGAGGGAAAACUCAAACCAGAAUGUUGUGGGUUUUGAUUGUUUGACAAUAGUCAAAAGUAAGAGUUGGAAUAGUGUAGAAUGUAAAACUCAAAACUGAUCCUUUACACGCUAUAAAAGUUUCACCAUGCAGAUGACAAAGGCGAAACUUUCAAGGUAUGUAGUCAAUAGAAUGUUAUUUUGUCAAUAGUAUUUAUUUUUCAGCCUGCUUCUGCUCGUAUCAAAUAUAGAAGGUCCAGUUUCUUUUUUUAUUGUCAGUUUUCUUUUUUUUAAUUACUGCUAUUGUUUAUAAGGUUUUUGUAAUCAUACUAUAGAAAGGAGAAGAUAGACAGCUGUCGAGAAGUAUCAAAAAUAAUGUUGAAACACAUAAAUAACUUUGUAUAUAAAGAUGUACAUAACGGAAUACCUGCAAUAAAUUUUAAAACAUGAA